Hypoxylon trugodes is the source of this 1440-nucleotide messenger RNA. Its product is annotated as mitotic checkpoint regulator, MAD2B-interacting-domain-containing protein. Lineage: Eukaryota; Fungi; Ascomycota; Sordariomycetes; Xylariales; Hypoxylaceae. The record is from RefSeq and is a predicted model, not a curated record. The transcript has a single exon. Bases 65 to 1240 code for a protein of 391 amino acids.
UAUCAAUUCUACAACGAUUUUCCCCAUCAUCAAACUCAACAUCUAUCACCGAUAUUUAGUGAUAAUGGGGCUCGUCGAUUACUCAGAUUCGGAAUCCGAUUCUGAACCCGUAACCAAGCUCGCGCCCGCGUCGACGGCGAGCGGCAAGAGACCUUUCCAGAAAGUAGUCGAUCGCGCGAAACCAGGCAAGAUCCUUGUGAACCUCCCGCAGACCUCUUCCGAAAGUAUACCCGAAAAUGCAGCCGAUGAACCACCUCCGAAGCGCACGAGGAUAGCGGGAAAAGGAGGUGGCGCGUUUGGUGGUUUCAACUCGUUUCUGCCACCCCCAAAGAACGUCGGAAAACCUACGGUCGCAAGCAGUAGUGGGAAGCCAGCACCGAGACCUGGUGUCAAUCUGAAGACGGGUGCAGCACCAGGCUUUAGUAGGGAAACAAAUGGAGAUGACGAAGGGACUACGGAUCAGACAACGAAGGGCGACGAUGCAGAGGCGCCAGGAAAACAACCUUCUAUACCGGCAGACCAAAAACCAGCGGAAGAAGUCAAGUUGGUUGGAAAACCAUUGAUGUUCAAGCCUCUAUCAGUAUCGCGAAAACCAGGCAAAAAGACCAUAGUGAAACCCAAAGCUGUUCCUGCUCCCGUGAUACCAACACUGAAGCCAAGCAAAAAUCCACAAGCACAAGAAGCGCCAGCAGGACCGCCGGCGAAAAAACAAAAAAUAUCUCUAUUCUCCCUCCCCGAUAAGACAACAUCGGACGACACAGAAACCAUAACCCCUAGCGGUGCCUACGAACCUAUGUUCACCAACGAAGACGACACCACAAACGCCGACGAAUUCGCCGCCUACGACGCGCAAUUCUCUACCAACCUAUCCUCCGCGCCUCCAGCCAUAACCCCCAACACCGAGCCCGAAACCCUCGACUCCAUCGCAUCCUCCAUGAACCUCUCCGCAGCCGCGCGACGCGAACUCUUCGGUCGUGGCGGGGAUCCGUCCCUGCUUUCUCAAUCGAGUAAAGUCAUCAACUUCGACACGGAUCGGGAAUACGCGCAUAACGAGGCGCUACGGGCUUCGGGCCAGUUGCAACCCGCGUAUAAUCCUUUGCGCUCUGUGGCUACUGGUGGGAAGUCGAGUUUGCGGCAGCUCGUGUCCCGGGUACAGAACCAGAAGGAUGCGCUUGAGGAGAGCUUUGCGAAGGCUAGAGGGAAUAGGAACGAUGCGGGGUCGAGAUAUGGGUGGCGAUAAUCUGACACGACUCUUUCCCAGCCUCGUCUUGGUAUAUGUGUAACAGUGAAUGGAAGAGUCCGAUAAACCAGUGAGGAAAGUCUAAGGGAAUUCGGAGUUCAGGAUGGCAUCAAGCUUAAAAGCAAGCAAAAACAUCACACCGCAUGGCAUCGGCGUUACAAAAGCAUAUAAUCAAUUAUUUUCAUCAUGGAUAUCCCAAA